AUAUCGUUCCCUCACUAGCAGCCAGCCAGUAGAUUCGCAGAUAUGGGUACUCGACUUGUUGAAGGCCGACUUGCUCUGGUAACAGGAGCCAGUAGUGGUAUAGGAAGGGAAACAUGUAAAGUGCUGGCCAGAGAGGGUGCGACUGUGGUGGUCACAUGUGUAGACGAGGCAGGAGCUCAGGAGACAGUCACACAGUUGGAAGGAACAGAUCACAUUGCCCUCUGGUAUGACGUGACAAAGUUUGAUUCAGCAGCGGAACUCGUUAAAACCAUCAAGGAGACAUUUGGAAGGCCUCCCGAUAUUCUGGUGAACUGCGCUGGUAUUGGUGGGAGAGAAUAUCUGUUUGAUUUAACUCCGGAAUCUUUCCAAAGGGAUUUGGACGUCAAUCUCAAGGGAACAUUCUUCACGAGUCAGGCAGUGUGCAGAGAGCUGGUAACCGCCAAUAUGGCAGGGUCUGUGGUGAACAUAUCCAGUUUGAGUGUACACUACGGAUCAGUAGGAUUGAGUGCCUACAUUUCCAGCAAAGGAGGGGUAGAUGCAAUUACAAAAUGUAUAAACAGGGAAUUGGGACAUCGUAAUAUAAGAGUCAACAGCGUCCAACCUGGGGUUGUGGAUACCGCAAUGCCGCCCGAGGCUUUUAGGGCUACAUUUGCCAAACUAAGUCCCAUGAAACGCAUUGGACAACCUCAAGAGAUAGCAGAAGUAAUUGUAUUUCUUGCAUCAGAACGAGCCUCUUAUAUAAGCGGAGCUGAUUAUUCCAUUUCUGGAGGAGUUCUAUGACACCCAAGCUACGCUUUACUAUUAAUAAAAAUUAAAUUUCAUACUAACAAAAAUGUAAACCAAUACGAAAAAUAAUAUGUACAACUCUAUUUAAAAUAAUAUAAUUUUAAAAUUAGGAUAGACCGACUUCAAAACCCAAGAAACUACAAAAUAAUUUUUAUUGUAUAAAAUGAAAGCUAAUACUACUUUAUUAGAGAUGUAACCUCGAAAAGUGUUUGAUAAAUAUAUAUAUA
Molecule: messenger RNA, 1013 nt
Organism: Homalodisca vitripennis (glassy-winged sharpshooter)
Lineage: Eukaryota; Metazoa; Arthropoda; Insecta; Hemiptera; Cicadellidae
Product: (3R)-3-hydroxyacyl-CoA dehydrogenase-like
Exons: 6
Coding region: 43-780 (245 amino acids)
Molecular function (GO): oxidoreductase activity, acting on the CH-OH group of donors, NAD or NADP as acceptor
Source: RefSeq, a predicted model, not a curated record